Messenger RNA from Aspergillus eucalypticola CBS 122712, 833 nucleotides. RefSeq lists its product as uncharacterized. Bases 100 to 561 code for a protein of 153 amino acids. Lineage: Eukaryota; Fungi; Ascomycota; Eurotiomycetes; Eurotiales; Aspergillaceae. The record is from RefSeq and is a predicted model, not a curated record. The transcript has a single exon.
GUUUCAAUUCAAUGGGUCCAGACUGGAUCCUACUUACUCAACUCACACGUUGUGGUGGUACCUGAGAGGAGAAAGAAAAAAACCUUGGCUGGCCACCCAAUGCCCUUCUACAGAGUAGUCCCGCCGGGCCGACUAAAAGGAAAGUUUUCACCAUUUGCAAACCAUUUCACUUUUUCACUUUAUCCGGUCCGCCAUUGGUUUGGGCCCCAUCCACUGCCAACCACUCAGCGUCUGUGGGGUGGAGCCAUGGCGUGGUGGUGGUGGCAACUCGCCAAUCAUGGCGGCCCAAGGCGUGAAAUGGUCGAGGUUUCCAGACUCUCGGUGGAGUCGGGUCAGGGGGAAGGAAUAAUCGGACGAAAUGGAUGUGUUGGAUGGUCCCGAUUGCAACAUCAUGGCUGCUCCAGACUGUUUUAUCUCCCGGGUCACUGCUGCUACUAUACUUGGAUCCCGUGCUUCGUCCAUCGCGCCCUGGUGUACGUACACCAGAUGGCGCAUGGCUCGCUUCUCGGCCUUGAUUUCCUAACUGGUGGUCCAUCUAUCUCGAUCAUAGAUACAAGAUAGAUAGAUAUAGAUCGGACCCAUUUGUACGACUAUCUGCUGUGUAUCCACCGGGAUCGUUUGCACGGCCACUUCCAAUGCACCGUCCGUGAGAUCGGUGCAUUGUCCACGACCGCAUCGCUUAUAGAAGGAAUCCGAGCAGUGUCUAGGCCUCGGAUCCGGUGACACCAAGAGAAACGGUCACUGCAGAGAAUCUCCCGGACCAGGCUUGACCAUUACCAAUGCUUCAGAUCGCCAUGUUUGAUAAAGUUUCAACAACCACGGCCGAGUCGAAC